AUGAGUCUCGAUCGUGUUUUUAUGACCCUUGGAAUGUUCAUCAUGGACCGGUUCGAGUAUCUAGACGAGAGUGGUCAACCAACUGGACGAGAGGCUCAAGAGCAGACGAAGAUAGGUGGAGGAGGAACGUAUGCAUCUAUCGGGGCCAGGAUGUUUCUUCAAGAUGACCAAAUCUCGAUGAUAGUAGACAAGGGGUUUGACUUUCAGUCAAGUGUUUUGGAGCAGCUGAGUGAAUAUGGGAGAGACAUGUGGAUAUAUCGAGAACAUGCGGACAGAGGUACAACCCGAGCACUGAAUCUCUAUCGAGGGGAGCACAGAGGGUUUGAGUAUCUCACUCCACGGCUGCGGAUCACCCCGAAAGACUUUACAUCUGCACAGAGAGCUCGCUACCUUCAUUUCAUUUGUUCUCCAACGCGAGCCCAAGAGAUCAUGCGCGAGGUUCAUGGAAUCGCAGACUGGAAUCCGGUGACCAUAUAUGAACCCAUUCCAGAUCGUUGUGUUCCAAGUGAAUUACCCGCACUUCGCGAGGUAUUACCCGACAUUCAUAUACUCAGUCCAAACGCGUUAGAAGCGUGUACAUUGCUCUCCCUAGCAUCCGACAGGGAGCCCAGCCGAGAACUCAUUGAGGCGGCUGCAACACAGCUCUACGACUUCGGUGUUGGACCAAAUGGGCAGGGAUCUGUCUUGAUUCGCAGUGGAGAGCUUGGGGUGCUCAUCCACGAUUCCACGGGUCGGCUUUGGAUCGAAGCCUAUUUCCAAAGCAGAGACUCCGACAAGGUGGUCGACGUGACGGGUGCUGGGAAUGCCUUUCUGGGCGGUCUAGCUGCCGGAUUAUAUCAUAGUAACCAAGAUGUGAGGCAAGCGGCAAUCUAUGCCAGCAUCUCUGCAAGCUUUGUGAUCGAACAGCAUGGGCUCCCAACGUUCAAGGACGGGCUCUGGAACGGAGACUCGCCAGAAAGAAGACUACAUUCACUCAGGUCACGAGUUGUAGGGUAG
Molecule: messenger RNA, 996 nt
Organism: Serendipita indica DSM 11827
Lineage: Eukaryota; Fungi; Basidiomycota; Agaricomycetes; Sebacinales; Serendipitaceae
Source: the annotation of a GenBank genome assembly